AUGGCGACGGGCGAGUACUUUGGCAGUAGUAGCGCUGGGUCUUUCACGAACCAGAUCAAAGCUGCUAUUGAUGCGAGGCUGGGCUCUUCGACGGAGAAUAGGAGUGUGAGAAGCUCGCUCUUCCGCUCGACACUUCCUCUCAAUGGCUCUGGUGUAGGAGGGCAAGCUGACUAUGUCCUGCCAGCCCGGAAGCAAGCUGAUCACUUGACGGACCUCUACUGGUACUACGUUGAUCCGUUGUAUCCUUUCCUAGACCGACAGAGAUUCGAGCACUCAUAUCGAGCGCUCUUUGCCGGUACCUCGCUCGAUGCUGAUGAACGCAUCUUUGUGAGCAUCCUCAACAUCGUAUUCGCACUCUCUACGCAGUUGAUCGAGUCACUGCCUCCGGAUCAGAGGGAUUCAUCCAGCCAGGGUUACUUCACUCGUGCGCAGGACUUGCUCCAGCUGAGCCUUUGGGAUACUGGCUCCAUCGAGCUGAUUCAGUGUCUGCUGAUUAUGAGCCAGUACCUGCAAAGUACAAAUAAUCCUCACCAGACAUGGAUGAUUGUCGGGUCCGCCGUGAGAAUCGCGCAGGGCCUUGGGCUACACUUGCCAGAGACGGCAUCGGAACUCUCAAAUGAGCCCGAAAGGGAUCUCGUCAAGAGGAUAUGGCAUGGAUGUAUCCUGAUGGACAGAAUGAUCGCCAUCACCCAUGGACGUCCAGCGAUGAUCUCAGACCAGCUGGCGUCAAGUGUGAUAUUGCCUUCGAUCCCGGAUACCAAUGUCACCAGCGUCGAUGGAGUACAGCUAGGCGCCAUUCAACUUCACAAGCUUCGGUACCAAGCAUUUUUCCACAAGUCGCUCGAGCUCUAUGAGGUUAUCAACCACGCAGUUCUCGCCUUCUACUCAUCAGCAUCACCCCUAAAGUCGCCUACUUACCCGAACGGCACAGGAAGCACGACUCAGCGUACUCUCGGAAGACCAGAGCUAGAUCUUGGGAAAGCUCUACAGCUUGAUCAGCAGUUGACGAAAUGGGAGAAGAGCCUACCUAGCUUCCUGACUAUGGCUGAGCCUGAGACUACUCUGGAUGAGGUCUUUCGCAGACAGGCGGUAAUCCUGCGUAUCAGGCUACUUCAUGCACGCAUGCUCCUCCUCAGACCCAUGCUCACUCGGUUCUGCCUUUCUCAGUGCCCAGAAACCUCCCAGGCUCACGACGAUCUCUCAUCUCGGGUCGUUCAGCAAUGCGCAAUGGUCUGCGUUGAAGCCGCGCAAAGUCUCAUCUCAUUCAUCGUACAGUUUCAGCAACAUGACGGCACCCUCGGUCUUCUUCCAGCCUGGUGGUAUCGCGUGUUCUAUAUCUACACAGCUGCCACGGUCCUCAUCGCAGCAAGACUCCGACCCGCGGUCUUUUCUUCGCUCGACAUCUCCCGAUCGUGGAACCAGGCAAUGGGUCUGCUCCACGACCACGAGAACCUAGGGCCUUCUCCGCGGAGGUGUGCCGCGGCACUCCAGAUCCUCUCGACGAAGAUGUUCCAGGAUCAGCAACCACAGCCGGCUGCUCUCCCGAACUCGGAAACCAACGCUGCAGUGCCAAGCAUCACCAAUGAGCAGCAGGAAACCUUUGAUAUGCCCUUUCCCUACUUGACUCAGGAUGCAGCAUUUGAUAUGGACGCAAUCACGUUUGACAUCAACGAUUUUUCUUGGCUUAACAGCAUGCCCGGAAGUUUAUGA
Colletotrichum godetiae is the source of this 1710-nucleotide messenger RNA. RefSeq names its product fungal-specific transcription factor domain-containing protein. Gene Ontology annotation, molecular function: zinc ion binding; DNA-binding transcription factor activity, RNA polymerase II-specific; RNA polymerase II cis-regulatory region sequence-specific DNA binding. The record is from RefSeq and is a predicted model, not a curated record. Gene Ontology annotation, biological process: positive regulation of transcription from RNA polymerase II promoter by galactose; DNA-templated transcription. Lineage: Eukaryota; Fungi; Ascomycota; Sordariomycetes; Glomerellales; Glomerellaceae. The coding region runs from base 1 to 1710 and encodes 569 amino acids. The transcript is spliced from 3 exons. Gene Ontology annotation, cellular component: nucleus.